This is a messenger RNA of Porites lobata, 3049 nucleotides long. Lineage: Eukaryota; Metazoa; Cnidaria; Anthozoa; Scleractinia; Poritidae. The record is from the annotation of a GenBank genome assembly.
UCCUUGUCUCUGCAGAAAAGGAAAAUCAAAAUACGCAAAAUAAGACGCGAGAUGUCUGACAUUCAAAACAACAAUUCUAUGUGUGAAUGUCAGGAGAAGAUUCGACAGCUAAAUGACCAGAUAUCGUCUAUGGGAGAUCCGAUGGAAAAAGACAAUCUUUUUAAAGAGCUAAAAGCUGUUGCUCACCAGGGAUUAACGGACGAUCUAACGCAAAUUCUGGAGGAAAGUGAGUUAUUGCAAGAGGAAGCACUGAAUCUUGUGCUAAAUCAUCUAACGAAUGUUAAAAAACUUGCAAAGUAUCUUAACGAAACUUCUGAUGAACAAGAAGAGCUGCAAAAAGCCGGCACAGUAAAUGUUAGUAGACGGCUUGGGCCAUAUCUUGAAGUGCUAUGCAAGCUUGAAGCUAAAGGAAUUGAUGUAUUAAAGGAAUGGGUGAAGAAUCUUUGUAGAAAAGCACCCUCCCUACACAAGCUUUCACGGUUAGGAAUAAAUGAGCUAAGAGAGUGCUGCAAAGGGGCAGACAGAGGAGAAAUAAACGAUGUCUUUAAAGUUAUCCUCCAGUACACCGAAGAGCGCAGUAAGCGUGAACAGCUGCCUUCUGUUCCACACAGUAAAACAUUCCUGCCGGAAAGGAAGGCUGCUGAUAAGCAAAAUCUGGCUAAGGCCCAAGCAUUGCUGAAUGAAGCUGAAGGACGGGCACCCAGAAAUCAACCCGAAGUUUCUGAAAAAAUCGCUGAAGAGGUGGUGAAAACUCUUGAUCUUCCCGAAAACUGGUUUAAUCAAGAAGAGAAAAAAAACCUUUUACUUGGAUCACUUAUCCAAAUGACUAAAGAUUGCAUCAACGCAGUGGAGGCCGCUGAAGAAUACGAAAGCAAUGUUGAAGUCAUCAAAAAAGCUAGCGAAGGUAGAGCCCUUUGUGGUCUCUAUCAUUCUGAGUACGAAACGCCACAACCGACAGAUUCUCAACUUCUCCGGGAGCCUACAAACGUAAAUUUUGCCAAUCCUGAGAAAAAGGAGGAUUUCAGAUGUAUAUCAUUCUGCGCAAAGGGAUUAGCUUCAAAUUACGUCGACAAGUUAACGAAGUUAAGCUGCAGGGCUAAUUUGUGCGCUUCUGGUUGGAAUGGCAUCCCAUCUAUGAAGGCUGGUGCAGGAAUUCAAAAACAAAGCCAAAUCUUUAACAAUUUUAAAUCGUGCAAAACCAGUGCAUCCGCCGUAUAUUUCUCUCGAAUCAGCCAAAAAACAUUUCACUUUGAUCGGAAAGAAAUACGACUUUCUUCAGCAUGUACAGAAGACGCAAUGCGCCUCGUUCAAAAGGCAAAUGACGCCAGUGACGACGAGCUUGCAAAUGAUGCUCGAAGCUUCUUAAAACGAUACGGAAGCCAUUUUCCGGCAGGAACCCAAACUCUCGGGGGUUUUUUCUUCACCAUUGCAGAUGUCGAAAGCCAAAGCAACAUGGACGAAGUAACGUUACAAAAGGCUGCCAGUAAUCAUCUUGAAGGUCAAAUGUCUAUUCGUUUUCUCAGUGAGACAUUUGGAAUUGGGGGAAAUGUAUCUGGCAGUAAGAGUGUGAAGGUGAAGCACAAAGAAGAAAACAAUAAGUUGUGCUUUUCAUAUUCCAAAGCUUCCAUGGGACCACCAGCAAAUCCUGCAACCUUCCACAAACUGCUGUCCUACAAUUCAAAUUGGGCUUUGAUUGAUCGUGGUAACGUGGAGAUCAACAUACCUGUGUGGGAGUUGGUUAAAGAUCUUGGAGGUGUUUUCGAGGAGGCUGCUCGAGUCCUUAAAAAUACUUGGACCAUAGACGAAUCUGAAAGGAAGACCAAAUGGGAUGCAAGCAAAGUUGAAAGAGAAAGAGCCCAAGAGACGAAAGAAGCGAUAAACGAGUUACAGGGUAUUAAGGAAACCCACCUCGAAAAAGAGGUAAGAUUAUUAGUCGCGGUCAGUCAAAUCAAAUUCAUGCUUUUUGUAUACGUAAUAGCCUUACUAACUCAUUAACAAAUUAUAUGACUUAACAUUAGCUGGAUCAACUUUUUUUUGCCAAGUUAAAGUUUCAAUGGAAUCAACUUUCAAUUCCAAAAGAUCACGUCCAGUGAAGGAAAAUGCAGCUGUUAUUUAAAUCUUGCAUAUAAUUAACAAUUAAUGAAUGAGGCUGAGUAUCUUAUGAAGAAGUAUGGAGAUCUCGGAGGGUGUUAUCCGACCAGGCCGUAGGCCGAAUUGGAUAACACCCUCUUCGAUCUCCAUAAUUCUUCAUAUGAUACGAAAGCCGAAUUCAAUAAUUGUUUUAUUACUCAUUCAAAAUAAUUCCUAGUUUAAAAACAUAGCUAAAACACUCUUACCUCCAUCGAUGUUAACUUCAUCUUCGAUAGUGCACGUUAAGGGUUGUUCAGCUCGGCAAAUAUUCUCUAAAUAGCAGAUGUCGCCCUUUAUCGAGUAGUCUUCUUGCUGUUCUAGCCAUGUCUUUAGCUAUUAUGAUUAUUUCGCCUAGUUCUUACUCUUGAAAUGAGUGAAAUGUCCACCAUUUUUGUUUUCACAACCAGAACAACUCUUCUUCAAGGUCUUCUUGGUCAAUGGUGCAUUAACCUGUAAGGGAGCUGCACUUUUGACGUCAUCGAUUGAUUAAUCGCAAAAUUCUUCCAAAUUUGUUCAUCAGUAGCUGGUCAUGGUGAAUUAUGCGUGUGCUUUUAGCCAGUCAGAAUCGGGAAAUAUUGACUGAAUAAUAAUGCGUAUUUAUUUAUUUACUUAUGUAUUUAUGAUUUGGUUACAGCAUAGCUAUUUUUCAGAUCAUUCUGUGAUCUGUGAUAAGUUGGUAUUUGAGAAAACAGGAUUGAGACGCAAAGAGGCCUAUGACAAAGCCAUAGGGUUUAUUUCCAGGAACCCCCGACAACAUUUUUGUCAAAUCACCCGUGUGUGGCGAAAGAUAGGAAACUACACCUUGAAAUGCUGGAGAGGCUUGGAGAAGCCAACGUUUGGUAGAGACAAAGGAGAACAUGUCCUUUUCUUCAGCGAAAAAUACUUUUAUUGGAAGGAUAAUCUUCCAGAACGAGGUUAA